This is a messenger RNA of Taeniopygia guttata (zebra finch), 3582 nucleotides long. It is a transcript of the gene CYSLTR2, whose product is annotated as cysteinyl leukotriene receptor 2. Lineage: Eukaryota; Metazoa; Chordata; Aves; Passeriformes; Estrildidae. The record is from RefSeq and is a predicted model, not a curated record. Gene Ontology annotation, cellular component: plasma membrane. Gene Ontology annotation, molecular function: G protein-coupled receptor activity. Gene Ontology annotation, biological process: G protein-coupled receptor signaling pathway.
CCAUGGUAGGUGACUAGGGACUCAAAACUUCCCUGCCACAAAAUGGCUGACAGCAAGCUGGCUUGUUUUGCACAGCAAAGAUCAGAGACUUGUCAUUAAAACACACACACAGAACGUCUAAAAGCAGCACUUUUACAGGCUGAGAACACAACCAGUUGCUGUAGUACUGAAACUCAUUAGAGCUUACUUGGGGCUUUGUGUCUUGAGAUGUGUAUUUACUGGGACAUCACAAGUAAUUACUCAUUAACGAACCCUUACUUCCCACUGUCAUCUGCAUCUUGCAAUUUCUGCCUUCAGUGAAACCGUCCCAAAUAGCCAAACUCCCUGCCCAGCCUAUAACCCAGCAUUCACACCACUUCUUUUCCUUUUAACAGAAAAAUGGAGACGCUGGCUCAGACUAUGAACAUUUCCAAGGUGGCAGUAGAUGGCAGCUUCACUAACAGCUCCUCCAACUGUACAAUUGACGGUUUCAAACAAGUAAUUUAUCCCAUCGUGUAUCUCUUUAUCUUCUUUCCGGGUGCUGUUGGAAACAGCCUCUCCAUUUAUGUUUUCUUCCAGACUUCGCAAAGGACCUCAGUAAACAUUUACAUGCAGAACUUGGCUAUUUCAGACCUCAUGUUUGUGAGCACUUUGCCCUUUCGGGCCUCAUAUUUCCUCUUGGGAUCACAUUGGAUAUUUGGCGACAUCCUCUGCAGGAUCAUGACUUACAGCUUGUACAUGAAUAUGUACUGCAGCAUUUAUUUCCUCGCUGUGCUCAGCGUGGUUCGUUUUGUAGCCAUCGUCCACCCCUUCAAACAUGGACAAGUGACCAACACGAAGUAUGCCAGGAUUACCUGUGCAGCCAUAUGGAUCUUUGUGCUGUUAGCUGCCAGCCCUCUGUUAAACAAGGGAAUCGCUGGCUACAGCAACCCAGUCAAAUGCUUGGACCUCCACCCCCCCAGCACACACAGGCUCCUCAUGAUGAACAGCUUUGUCCUCGUCGUGGGCUUCAUUCUGCCAUUCUGCACAAUUUUGUUCUGCUAUGUCUUUGCCAUCAGAGCGCUGCUCAAGUCCAGGGCUCAGCGGAGCAGGAGGGCAGUGUGUCACAGGAAGGCACUGUUAACCAUUGUCAUCACUCUCAUCCUCUCCCUCAUCUGUUUCCUGCCAUAUCACAUCCUGCGCACUGUCCACCUGCUAUAUAGCAGCUGCAGCCAGGCCAGCCUGCACAAGGCGUUGGUGGUCACUCUCUGCCUCGCUGCCAUGAACAACUGCCUCGACCCUUUUCUCUAUUACUUUGCUGCUGAAAAUUUCAAAGCAAAAAUCAGAAGUUUGUGCUGCAGAUAGCUGGUGCAGAAUCGCAAAACAAUAUAUAUAUAUACAGUCCUGAUGGGAUUUCUAGACUGGGUUCAUACUAUUGAAUGACAGAGGCUGUGUCAGUGCUGCUGGCCAGCCUGCAGCUCUGCUGCUCACUGUCAGGCAUCUCUGAAGCAGACGUCUCUGGGACAGAGGUCCUUAUGGGUGACAAAACUGAGUCCAUAUGAUCUGAGGACAGGUGGCUAGGUAUGAUCCUUGGUUGACUUCUGUUUAGCAGUGUAGAGAUACCUCUGUUGUUCACCCCCCCCAGGACAAGGCAGUGAAAGGAAUCCACCUUGCUACUGGAGUCCCGUUAUUUCAUUUCACAAUACUGAGCGACUUCAAAGGAAAACUGCUCACCCGACUACUUCAGUGUCUGUGCCUGAACCUCUCAGCGCUCCAUUUCCCUGCAUGUGCAGGGGUUCAGAGACUGUGAUUCCCUACACAUUCACAGUACCCUGCCAGUUCCCCUUGCAAAUACUGUCAAAGUGGUUGCACAUUAAAGAAAUAUAAAGGAUCACUGAUGCUUUCUACUGAGGCUGACUUAAAAAGCAGGAAGAGAGGCAAACAGGACCCAGCACUAGCUCAGGCUGCUCAGAAGUCACUAACGUUUCUAAAUUUUCCACUCUGAGCUGGCUACCAAUGUAUUCUGCUUAACAUUUCAUGGGUUGUCAAGGGAGAGAACGAUUUCAAGCAAGUGGCAUCAUCCUGGAGUGUUGUGAGUAAGAUGCCUGCUGGCAGUGAGGGCAGGAUGUGGGUGCCCAGAGCACAGGGCUGCAUCCUGCAGCUCUUCAUGUGGUGUCAGUUCCUUCAAAGUCAUUGUAACACUUCGUUUUCAUGCCCAGUGUUGCCAGUGCUUUUCACGAAGCUGAGCCUAAGCAGUUCCAUUCCCAUGCAGGGAUCCAAAGACAAACUUUUAAAAUUAUUUUGGUCCAAAAAGGUUGCUAGGGAGUGGUUUCCUCUGCACAGGUAAAUCAGUCUGACACCAAACAGCUGCCAAAGGGGUUCCAAAUCAUUCAUCUUCAGUCUUGUCUGAGGAGGAAAAUUAUCCCUUUUUUCAUAGGAUUAACUUCUUAUUGGUUUGAAUUUCCUGCAUCAAACAUGAAAGAAUGCAACAGGGAAGCACUAACCCAGGUACAGGAAGAAAGAUGGGCAACAGAGACAGUGGAGGAGAGUUUUUUUAGAAAGCAAUGGGAAUCUACUCUUGUGGGUACUUUGGAAAAUUUCAUCAAAUGGCUGUCUGUAUUUGUAAGUCUCUGAAUAUUUUCUAAAAAUUAGACCUAAGUGAAAACAGGCUCCAAACUCAGGCCACAUUUAGAUUUUGGGUUUAAUUACCUCAUCUUUUACUAAAAACAGACAAGAAGUUUAAUCAUAUUUUCCAAGAAAGCAACUGGGCUUAUAUGAAAACUAACAAAAAUGCUGAACGCCUUCCCUCACUGUGAAAUUCAAACAAAGGAAGGUUUCUCUCUGUGACUAUACUUCUCAAUGCUCUAAACUUUUUAUGGAGAAAGAACUCCAUAAACUGAAUGUUAUUGCUCCCAAACAAAAAUAACAGCAGCAAGCUAUUUUUAGUUCUGUCUGAAAUAUGCAGAAUACAAAUCAUUGCUGGUCAGGUGGAAAAGUACUUGGCAAAUCACUGGAAAAGGCACAUUUUUUUCUUGGCUAUCUAAAGGUUAUAUUCAAUCUGUUUCAGUCACUUGAUACCGCCUUUAAUGUAAGUACAGAGUUUUAUCAGAAGUCUUCACUAAAGUUCAUUCUUCAAAUCCUUAUUUCAAUAAUGCAGUAGCAUACCGGAGAGCUGACCUAAUGAUGCCACGUGAACUCCUUGAUCCCAUGCUGUCGAUGAAAGAGGGAAUAAUUGCAGUGGUUUGAAAUGGGAAUAUGAUUGAGAUGGUAAGAGUGUAGAUAUAGCAGUUACAUAAUUGGAAGGAAGGGUGAAAAUCUUCUGUGGUUUUCACCAAGGAGGAAACCUCAACAGCUAUGAGUGACAAGCUGAAGCCUCUCAUGAGACACCACCCACUUCAAAUACUGCAAGAGAAUGCAGAAAAUUAGCCACUGUCUAAUCUCACCCACAUGCUUCUGUCUGUAUGUGCCCAGUGCACCCAAUUAUCAGAUAAUUUUGCAUUUAGAAGAUAUAUAUAUCUCACUUAUGAGGUAAUUUUUUUUGUAUUGACCAUGCUACCACUUUGUUGGCAAUUGAAUUAACUGUUAGAACUGUGUUUUAAUAAACUAGAUUUACCUGUGGCUGAA